AUGAAAACCGGUACCGGUACUCAUAUAGAUAAGAGUGCUGUUGAUGCCAGCAGAAGACGGCUGCUGUGGACAGCAAAAAAAGAGGUGGCUGUAGUCUGUACCGGAGCCGAAGUUCAAUUGCAGAAGCAAUCAGACCGCAGCCCUGUGAAGCAAGAGCACAGGAUACGGAAGGAGGCUGAGCGGCCCACGGUGGCGGCUGCAGCAGCGUCUGGCUCGAUGUGGUGCUGUUUGCGGUGGGCCUGCUGCGGAGAAGGGGCCGCUGGGCACAUACCCCUGAAGGAGAUGCCGUCGGUGCUCUUGGACACGCAGCGCAUGGGAACAGAUGUUGUCAUUGUCAAAAAUGGACGACGAGUAUGUGGUACAGGAGGCUGCCUAGCCAAUGCCCCUUUGCAUCAGAACAAGAGCUAUUUUGAGUUUAAAAUCCAGUCUACAGGAAUUUGGGGUAUUGGUGUUGCAACUCAGAAAGUCAACUUGAAUCAAAUUCCUCUUGGGUGUGAUGUAAAUAGUCUAGUUCUGAGAAACGACGGAGCUCUUUACUACGAUAAUGAUGAAAAGAACAGGUUACCAGCAAACAACCUUCCUCAGGAGGGUGAUGUUGUGGGAAUCACAUAUGAUCAUGUAGAACUAAACGUUUAUUUAAAUGGGAAAAAUAUGCACUGUCCAGCCUCAGGAAUUAGAGGAACUGUCUUCCCUGUGGUAUAUGUUGAUGACAGUGCCAUUUUGGAUUGUCAGUUCAGUGAAUUUUAUCAUACUCCUCCAGCAGGCUUUGAAAAGAUACUCUUUGAGCAACAGAUUUUCUGAAAAUUCCUACUGAGAAUUUACUGCCUAGCACUUUUUAUAAAACCUAUGUAUCAUAGAACACAAACCUGUAUUUAGUCACGUUUAAUGGUUUAGAGAAAAAAUAACAUAUUACCAGAGAAGUAUGUUGCAAGUGUUAGAUUUGACUAUUGUUUUGUCAUGUGGACAUUGUUUCUAUUUAAUGUGAGGUGAUUCAGCUGACAGUAUUCAAUGACCCCUGCAUGUCCAUGACACUGUAUAAGACAAUAGUUUUAUAUGUGUGUGUAUUUUUCUACAAAACUGUAGGAUCUGUUCCAAUACUUCUGCUGCUAUAUGCUCACCUAGUUAGAGCAGCUACUCAACAGUUUAUUGAGCUGUUCUUCGACCUUCGGUCUCCAGAUGUCACAUAUUGUGCUCCCUUAUAACUUAGCUUCCAUGCAGCCAAACUUUCCUUUGAUCAGAUGACACAUUUACAUUUUGUACAUUAGUUACAAUUCAGUUUAUCUUGAUGCAGAUUUUUUGAGUACAGCCCCUAGCAUCCUCAGCCAGUUCAGCUGAUGGUGAGGGAUGAUGGGAGUUGUAGUCAUCAACAUCUGGGAACCCAAGGCUGAAGAACAGUGAUUUAUGGAUUAAACAUGUCUUGUCCACAGCAACUCACUAUUUCAAUACUAGCAGGUGUUUUAUUUUCCUUUUUUCUAACUGGAGAUUUGAAUAAAAUGUUUAGUUCUAAGGGUUCUCAUGUUAAAAAAAUUAGGGCAAGUUGACUGUAAAAAGCCAAGCCGCCUCUUAUCUUAAGGUCCUUAGUAGAACAAACAACAGUGGUGAAUAAGUUGUUGGAUGUUAUAAUAAAGCUUUUCUUUUGAACGACUA
Messenger RNA from Rhineura floridana, 1647 nucleotides. It is a transcript of the gene SPRYD7, whose product is annotated as SPRY domain containing 7. Gene Ontology annotation, molecular function: protein binding. The coding region runs from base 1 to 801 and encodes 266 amino acids. The transcript is spliced from 7 exons. Lineage: Eukaryota; Metazoa; Chordata; Lepidosauria; Squamata; Rhineuridae. The record is from RefSeq and is a predicted model, not a curated record.